Molecule: messenger RNA, 5028 nt
Organism: Eimeria tenella
Lineage: Eukaryota; Apicomplexa; Conoidasida; Eucoccidiorida; Eimeriidae
Exons: 4
Coding region: 1-5028 (1675 amino acids)
Source: RefSeq, a predicted model, not a curated record
AUGGCGGGCAAAGAUGCUCUAGUACUCCUAGCAGAAGAACCAACAGCAGCAAAAGUGGUAGCGCGUGCGGCGGCAGAGACGGCAGCAUCAGCUGCAGAUGUGGUAGCUCAUGCGGCGACAGAGACAGCAGCAGCACCAGCUUCUGCUGCUGCAGCGCCGCCAGGAGCCCAAGGUGGAUGCUGCCCUGGAGACUCCGCUCCAGCUGCAGUGAAUGUGGGGGAGGAGCCUCCCCAGCCUUCAGCCGCAGCAGCAGCAACGGAGGAAGCAAGUGAGUUGCAGCAUGGUAUCGCACGGGAUGCGAGCCCCAUCAAGAGCGGAGCACAGGAGACUCGGCAGCAGGCAGCAUCAGGGACAGCAGCAGCAACAAAAGCGCAACAACUGCAGCAACGCGCCCUCCAUCAUUUCUUUCCAUCUUGCCCGCCCCCGCCCUCGCCGAAGAAGGCGACGAGGAGAAACAAUCGGCAGCAGCAGCAGCAGCAGCAGCAAAACAGCGAAGAAUCGGCACCCCGAGCGGAGAGUGAGGCCGUAGAGACCACCCCUUCGAGGAGCAAAAGGAGAAGCCGUGUGCUGCUCAGUGCUGCAGCUGCCGCAGCUACAGAAGUGGCAGCAGGCGCUGCUGCUGCUGCCCAAAGCAGCAGCGUCGGUGCUGCUUUUGCCAGCGAUGCAAUUACUGAGUCAACGGGAGGUCGCGUUAAGAGGAGCCGCCGGCUCACACAGAAUAAGGAUGAUGCUGCGGCUGAGGUUGCUGUUGCUGCUGCUGCUGCACCUGAGGAGGGUGAAAAGAUGAAAAAGCAAAAACGGCUGCCUUCAGUGGAGGACACUGCCGCCGUCGACGCAAUAGAUGUGGACGACGAAGACCAGCAGGGGAAGCCGCAACAGCAGCAGCAACCGCAGGAUCAGCCGCAGCCGCAGGAGCAGCAGCAAUCUCAGGGCCACCAGCAUCAGCAGCAGUCGCAGCAGAAGCGUGGCGCCACGAGGGAUCAAGCGGCAAGGAUAGCAAAGGGGCUCAAGGGCCCUUGGAGCGAAAUAUUCGGAGCCCCUCGUAAGGCGGCUGCCACAGCGGCAGCUGCACGAGCUUCUCCCCGAGAAAGAAAAGCGAAGCCUCAGAAGUGCCCCAGUCGCUCUCCGGUCAGCAACAGCAGCAGCAGCAGCAGCAGCAAUGAGACGGCGGCACUUGAUGCGCCAUGCAGGACGGAACGGGAUAUCGAAGCGGUCCACCAACAGCAAGCGAAUCUGAUGAAACAGCAGCGGCAGCAGCGGCAGCAGCAGCUGCAGCACCAGGAACUGCAAGAGAGGCUUCGAGCACUGCAAGAGCAGCUCGCUGUGGCAGCUGUUUGCCGCCAGUGGUUAGACAGUCUGUCAGCUCCGCUGCAGUCGCAGUCUGCUGCUGCUGCACCUCACGAAAAUCUAAAGGAGCUUCUAGACGUCCCCUCUAACGAUCACCGUUUUGGCUGGGCCGCGUCCAGGAGUGUGUUGACAACCCGCUGUCGCCGCCGAGCUCGUUGUACAGUUACAGGGUGUUUGCCUCCAAGUGACUUCACAGUAGCAGCAGCAGCAGGCAUAGCGGAUGGAGAAGCAGUGAUUGGUGAGAGCCAAGUGCUGGAAGCCCUGGGUGUCUCUGUGGAAACAGCUAGUGAACGAUUCAGUCCACUGCACCCCCGCAGCUGCCAGCCGCUUGCUGGUGCAGUGAGGCAGACGCUCAGCUGUGUGCUGAAACGGCGGCAACGGCUGCUGCAGGCACAACAUCAGUUGCAGCUGCAGCACCAGCUACAGCAACAGCAACAGCAGCAGCAGCAGCAUGAAGAAGGUAGCAACCAUGAGGAGCUCAUGUACAGGCAAGAAUUUAACCAGAAAGAGGAGCGAUUGCAAGUCAAGUUGCCAGAAUGCAGAGUACAGGCUGACGAGCAGCAGCACGCGUGCCCUAUAGGCAUACAGGCUCAGCAGCAGCGGCAGAAGCAACAACAGCAAGACGAUUUCACCCAGAGUCUACAGCAGUCGGAUCAUUGCCAAGCCCAGGAAGGCGGCCAAGACCAAAAGCAGCAGCAGCAGCAGCUGGGUGAAGAAGCGGCGUUGGACUUGUCGUACUUGAGAGAGAUAUGGCCAGUGGCAUUUAACCCUGUGUCCCCUGCGGAGAUUGGUGGCCACGACGAUGCUGCUGUUUCUCUGCAUGCCCUGCUAUCCGCUGCUGCGCGCUCUUGUGCUGCUGCUGCUGCUGCUGCUGCUGGCGGUCGACAGGGCGCUGCUCCCGCCGUUGCAGCUCCACCAACAGCAAUUUGUGUGGACAUUACAGGACGGGACAGGAAAAAGCGACGUUCCUGUGCGGUUUCACUGGGAGGGGAUGAAGGGCCUCAGCCUGCACCUCCCACGCCCGGUGUUGUUGUGGUGCUGAUGCCGCCGAGGACGGGGGGCAAGGCCCUGGUGCGUCUUACUGCUUUGGCCUCUCGCUUUGCUGCAGCAGAGGAAGAAACAUUGAGGGAAGCUUCACACAUAGAGGGACUGAUGUAUUCCUUCCUUUGUCAUGCUGCGGAAACAAAAGAAAUAUCGAACCCUUCGCUUGCUGCUGCAGCAGGCAAACGUGAAGCUGCAGAUGGUGCACCUGCUGAGGCGCCCCCGCAGCCUCUUAUUCGCCUUAGCAUCUACGACUUGUGGUCACUUUCAAAGAAGCAGCUGCAGCGGCUGUUGCUGCGGCGGCGAGAGGGGGCAUUGCGGGUGAUGCAAUUUCAAGAGGGAGACGGCUCUGCUUCUGCUGCAGCAAGACUUGCUGCAGCAAAUGCAGCGUCUGCUGCUGCAGCUCCCGAUGUGUGUCUUGCCGUGUGGAGGGAGGGGGAUGAUGCUGCCUCAGCCAGAGCAGCAGCAGAGGGCCUGAUCGAAGAUGCAAUACGAGACCCUGCGCUCAAGGGCGCGUCUCGCAGCUCUGCCGCUGCGUCAAGGCCGCAGCAGCAGCGCAGCAGGGCAGCAGAUAUUCCUGAAGACGAAGCAGGAAACAGCUACAGGAACACAGUUGCCUAUGUCGAACUCUCGCGGCCUCCUAGAGAGGUGUUCAUUCAACGGCUGCUGGCCAUCGUCAGGGGAGCCCUAGCAGUACGAGUGGAUCGCCGCUUUGUAGGUUUGGUGUUAGAUGCUACAGGGCCUCUCAACGAGGAGGAGUGCCCUUCUCUUGGUGCUGCUCUGAACUGUCUCCACAUUGUUCUUCGCACCCAUCCGCACCUGCGCUACUUGCAUGCAGCAGCAGCAGCACCACCAGAAGCUGCUCCUGCUCUUUCAUCAGAAGGACUGAAUGCGGACACGGUCUGCACGGCAGCGACAGCAGAUGCAGCCACCUUGCUGCCUUACGAGGAGCCGCCGUGGGACGAGUCGGUCUCGGAGCGCGAGCUGAGGUGGCAGAAGCAGGAGUUGCUACUGCGGCAUUUCGUGAUUCCUCCUCUAGAGAAGCCCCUUGAGCUGCCUUGGGACCUCGCAGAGGCUCCGUUGAUGCCGGCAUGGCGGCUGCAGCGGGGCGGCAAACAGCAGCAGCUAUUGCUCUUCUCACUGCUAAACGCUCAAGUAGGAGACAUCUUAGUGGCCCCUUUGCAUGCCCUGGAUCUGCUGUUCUGCAAGAUGAUGGCUUCGCGUGAUGCACGCGGAGCCCUUGCAGGAACCACUAGCGAGCAGGCUGAGAUGCUAAGGGAACAGUCGAUAUGCAACAUUGAUCUUAUUCUGCGCGCGUACCUAUCUGCGGCAAAAAUGCUCAAGUGGGAGGAGACGACACGGGGACCUCUAGCUGACGUGAAUGAUGAAGCGCUCUGUGUUUUGGAGCUAGAAAAAGCAGACAAGACUUUCUCAGGCGGUUCCUACUCACAUUGUACAGAUGUAGAGACGCUUUGCGCAGCUGUGUCAAAGACAUCCCCACUAUGUCUGGCUCCCCUGGCUUCCCCCGCAGCUGCAUUAGCCUGCGAGCUUGUGGGGGAAUUGACGCUGGGUUCUGUGGCCAUGCUGCAGCACGGGGACCUCCCUGGGGCCCUCGAGUGCCCGGAGAGCGGUUCGGCUGCUGCCAUGCUGCAGUGCAGGCGAAUGCGGUCCCUUGCGUUGCAGCAGCGGCAGAUGACGCGCAGGCGCAUGCAGAAAGCGGCGGAAGGGCCCCAGAGGGCCGUGUUGCUAGCCCAGAGACUGACAGCCUUGGCACUCAGUAAUUUUGCCCAUAGUUGCAGCACCCGACUGCCCUCAGCCGUUGCCGCCUCCAGCGGAAAACGCGCAGACUUCGUGGAGAUUGUAGACGCAGAUGACGCGGGCAGCGAGAGCAGCAUGGACACACCAAAUGGCGUAGACGUUGAAGAGAGUAGCUGUGAGGAGGCUGCAGUUCCACCAGCUGCCGGCUCGACGGGAGUAGAGCUUGACGUCAUGGAGGCACUCAACGGCUACGGUACAUUGGGGGUAUUAUCUUUUGCCUCAGUCAGCACCAUCCUGCACGGGGGUGACGAGCUGCGGCAGUCUUUGCUGGAGCGCGCAGCGGAAAUGCAAAAGAAGACCAUAGGGAAAGGCAAAGUAACUAGAGGGGGCAGAAACAAAGGGAUCGCUCUCGACCCACAGGGUGCUCGUGACGGCGGUGGGUGGAGUGCAGAUCCUCUGCUGUCCACUGCACACGCUUCAAUUCUGGUCCUUGUCAUGCGGCCUCUGGGAACUUGGUUUGCUCUAUAUGCGAUAAGCAUUCACCUUCCACGAGAAACGGCGACAGCAAAAGCUCUACUUGAGUUCGCAUACAGAGAUAGGAGCCCCAGACUCCGCAGCGUUCAGCUGUCAAGCCAAGAGUUUCUGCUGUUGGCAACAAUAUUAAGUACGCUGAGGACGUACCAGAAGUAUCUUCACGUCUCACAACAUCUCACCGGCUGUAACAAUGCAACUGGAUGGGGACAUCUAACCGUGGGAGAGUGCUGCUUCGUCUUAUAUGCGAGACCGAAAGUCUUGCAGUCAUUCGCGAAGCGUCGGGGGUCACAUACAAAGACUAAUACACACAUGCGCACCAGGGGGACACAACCAUCAGGUAGACGGUAG